Molecule: messenger RNA, 2217 nt
Organism: Prunus armeniaca (apricot)
Lineage: Eukaryota; Viridiplantae; Streptophyta; Magnoliopsida; Rosales; Rosaceae
Source: the annotation of a GenBank genome assembly
AUGGCUAGUCGAGUGAAGGAGGACGAGAAAAAUGAACGAAUUAUUCGUAGCCUUCUUAAACUUCCCGAGAAUCGCAGAUGCAUUAACUGCAACAGUCUGGGGCCACAAUAUGUUUGCACGAAUUUCUGGACAUUUGUUUGCACAAACUGCAGUGGAAUACAUCGGGAGUUCACGCACCGAGUAAAAUCAGUAUCAAUGGCCAAAUUUACUUCACAAGAAGUUAAUGCCCUUCAAGAAGGGGGAAAUCAGCGUGCAAAGGAAAUUUAUCAUAAAGAAUUGGACCCGCAACGUAAUUCCUUUCCUGACAGCAGUAAUGUUGAGAGACUUCGAGACUUUAUUAAGCAUGUGUAUGUGGAUAGAAGAUAUACUGGUGAGAGAAACUUGGACAAGCCUCCAAGGGCAAAAAUGGGUGAGAAGGAAGACUCUUAUGAAAACAGAAGACUGGAUUCAUAUCAGGGAGGCUCUCGAAGCCCACCAUAUGAUGAUACAUAUGAACGUCGUUACAGUGAAAGGUCUAGUCCUGGUGGAAGAAGUUAUGAUGGGCAAAGAAGUCCCGGAUAUGAUCUAGAAGGCCGGCAGUAUAAUGAUUAUAAGAAAAGUCCUGGUCGCCCUGAAAUUGUGAAUGAUUGGCGUCGAGAAGAUAGAUUUGGAAAUGGGAGGCGAAAUGAUGAUCGCAGAAUAUCCGAUGGAGAUUCUAAGCUGGAUGCUAAAUCACCUGAACGACCAAGAGAUCUAGAUUCGUCCAGCCCCCCUAUUGUACGGCCUGUUAGAGAUAUUUUGGGAGAUAACACAAUACCUCUCCGUAUAAUUGAACCUCCAAAAGCUAACAGUGCCAGGGCUGCUGAUAGCUCUGUGCAGACACAGAGAACUGCAUCGUCCAGCAGCUUGGGAUCCACCAAUGAGAAUCCGGUGGAAGUGAAACUGGAGACUUCUGGAAGUUUAAUUGAUUUUGAUGCUUAUCCUGAACCUGCUCCUGCUGCUGCAGUUCCUCAACCGCAACAAACUACUGUAGCUCAAUCCUACCCACAGCCAACAAAUUCAACCAAUGACAAUAAUUGGGCCUCUUUUGAUGUUGCUCCAGAAGUGAAAGCACCUCAAGCUCCUGCGAAUGUGAAUUCAUUGGAAUCUCUGCUAUCACAAUUGUCAGUUUCAGCACCUGGCCCUAGUUAUGUUUCUGGAGCUACAGGUAAUAUGGGUGCUCCCACAAUUGCACCAUCAAGCAGCGUGUCAACAUUUUCCCCUGUUGGUGCUCCGGUUCCUGCGCCAGGAUUGGCUCAAGUAUUCCCAGUCAAUGGUGGUAGUUUCCUUGUUAAAGAUCCUACUUCCGGGCAAUGGCCUACCAUGCAGCAUCAGCAACCUUCUUUAUACUCUGCUAAUGGUAUUCAGCCUGCUGCUCAACAAUUUAUACCGUCAGUUGAUGGAGCUUCAAGCAAUCAGCCAUGGAAUUUAACACACGCCCCACAUGCACAAGGUCAGCCAAGUGUCUCUGCACCACAAGCACAACAAGAUGCCUCGAGAUCUGGCCAUGAUGUUAGUACUAUUGCAUCACAACCUUCAGCUGGUGAUGCAAAACCAAGUGGAAGAAGAGAACUUCCUGCGGAUAUGUUCGCUAUGAACUUUUCAUCCUUUCCUGCACCAGUUCCUGGAUGGCAAACUGGUCCUCCUCGUGCUAUGGGAUUUGCUAUGCAAUAUAACACUGCAGUGCCCAUGCCUGUGUUUCAGCAGUCAUCAAAGUCAGCAAACCCUUUUGAUGUCAACAGUGAACCUCCAAUACAAGCCUCAACAUUUCCUUCUGCGGCAUCCUUUCAAGCUGCCCUACCAAAUGUCCAGUCUUUGUCCCCACCGGGUUUAGUGCGCACUUCCAGCCUCAAUACUCCCUCAUCAGCUUGGAUGCCGCUCCAGUCGUCAUCAUAUUCGACAGUGGUGCCUCCCCAAGCACCACAAUAUGCAUCACAAGUGCCUCCCCAGUUAUCAUCAUAUUCUUCAGCAGUGCCUCCCCAAGCACCACAAUAUGCAUCACGAAUGCCUCCAAGAGCCUACAUGGUGCAACAAGUUCCGAGUAGCAUGCCACCUUCCGGGUAUCAAGGAGCAGUGGGCUUUGGCAGCGAGGGUUCUGCUUUUGCUUCAUUAAAUACAGAUCAUCAGCAGAUAGGUAGAUUCUCAGCUCCUGCUACCCCAAAUCCUUACUCGUCUGCUGGAGGAAAUCCAUUUGGGUAG